Molecule: messenger RNA, 12584 nt
Organism: Aethina tumida (small hive beetle)
Lineage: Eukaryota; Metazoa; Arthropoda; Insecta; Coleoptera; Nitidulidae
Product: protein unc-13 homolog C-like
Exons: 23
Coding region: 620-9265 (2881 amino acids)
Biological process (GO): dense core granule priming; neuromuscular junction development; presynaptic dense core vesicle exocytosis
Cellular component (GO): neuromuscular junction; presynaptic membrane; plasma membrane
Molecular function (GO): syntaxin-1 binding; phospholipid binding; calmodulin binding
Source: RefSeq, a predicted model, not a curated record
UCCAUGUGAGAUCUCCGGAACCGUAAAGCUGAUUGGUCGUCGUCGCUAAACUCUUUAGCGGCGAUGACCUUUUCUGUUUCCGUUUUGUUUUGUUCUCGGUUUUUUCAAGCGGCCCAUUUGUAAGCCAAUGUUAACAAGAUUUCUUUUCAGAAUACGACAGCGGCGAAAAGUUGUUAUAAUCGAUUUUGGGCGGUGGUAUUGUUAUAAAAGUUUGAUGGAUUUGACCAGAGAAUCGCAAUCACAUAUAGUGUGUGUUAAAUAAGUGUGGGAGGAAAAUUAAUGUGGACAUAGACAGAACUUUUUACGCGUCAAAAAUGCGGUGGCACUUCACAGUGACGGGUGAUGGUCGCGAAAGAGCGUUUUUCCCAACAGUGUCGUACGGAGGUCCCCAAUGCCGCGACACCACGUAAUGAUUCUAAACCGGGAUUCGAACUCGAGCUAAGGGCUCACCAUUGGCACGAGUGAGCGUUCGCAUAGUUGAAAAAAUGCCACCGAGCAACGAAUCAUCCUAUCCAAACAUAUCCCGUAGAAAAUCUUGUUAUUGAUCGACAUAUCACGACAGAGCGAUUUACGAGUUGUUAUUAAUUAAUAAACAUGUAGUGACGAUUGUUAGGUAAAAAUGGGUGAUAACGUGCGACACAUAAUGGACGGGGGAUCAAAUACGAUGGCACCGGUCAAAUCCCAGACCAACUACGACGCCAACGUCGACUACAUCAUCAACGAAUACAUGGAACGGUUGGGUACCAGGCUAAAUAUCCUUGAAACCGAACUCAAAUAUGCCUGGAGGGCACUAGAUUUGCUCUCCCAGGAGUACAUUAAAAUGUGGGAACGACUUGAGAAGCUCGAGGGUCUCCUUUAUGAGCAGCAGGGCGUCAUUUCCCAGUUGCUUGACUUUUAUACCUCGGGUGGAGCUUCAGGAAUGGUGCCUGAAAUGGGACCUAUGUUAGAAGGUAGAUUAGGUGAAUUGGAAGUAAUUCGGGAAAUACUCGGAAACGGUACCGUAGAAGAUGGACUCGAGGAAGGACUGGAUGUAUCGAGAAGUUCUCAGUCCGCCGUUAUACAGGAACUUGAAAUGGAGGCUUCAAUGGAUGAAAUGCAUGUUCCCGAUGAAGCAUUUUAUCGAAGCCUUAAUCAAGCUUAUAGAGAAGAUCUCGUUGGUUGUGACCAAUCCAACCAAGGUAGUCAAUUAGGUAUGAUAUGGGAAGAACGGGAAGAUAAUGAUGAUGGAAAUGAGAAAAAAUGCUUAAAUGAUGGCAUGCGAAUAGAAGAGAAUGAUGAAAUAUAUAGCGCUUUAGAUUAUAAAGAUUAUAGGGGCAACUCUCCUUGUAUUAGUGAACAAGACAUCGCCCAGUUAUCGAGAAUUGAUUCAAUCGAUCAAGUAGCAAUUGAAAAAUUAAACGAAUUAGAUCGGUUGAGUAACAAGUUGCAUCAAGAUUCGGUAAACAUAAAGCAGCUUCAAAGAAAACUAUUAGAGUCUCCUCUAAACGGCAUAGUAGAAGAAGUAGUAGAAAACAAAGAAGCAGACAAUAAACAAGUAGAAAAUCAGUUACAACAAAUUUACGAGGAACCAGAAAAUUGGAGUUUCUCAAGUGGAGUUCGGGACCAAGAUGAAUUGAUGAUGUUAGCCAAGUCAGAACUUCCCAGUUCUCUCUCAAACUUAUCUUAUGCUGGCAGACCUAGUUCACGAUUAUCUGUUGUAAACGAAGCGGACAAGGAAGUGGCAGAAACCCUUGCUGGCGGCAUAAGAACUCCAACCUCUCCGCGUCGGAGGCAAAUUGAAAUAUCUACUUGCACUGCACCAUUUACAACAGUUACAGGACGAUUAGCUUACAGUGCUGCUGUUCAACACGUAGAAAGUGCAGAGGCAGCUGCCGCCGCAGCAAGUAAGAACCCAUUUUAUUGCAGCGCUUCAGAUCUAAAUUCCCUAAUUGCUGCUUCUUACGAAACGGUACCUUGUUCUACUCCCAAUAUCUUUAAUGUAAAAUCCGAGAAAGCUCAAUCUCCAACGUUGUCAAUUUGUAGCAUCCGUACUAGACAAGAUGGUUAUAUAAGCUCUUCCGAUGUUCCCCAGGAACCUCAUUUGCUGAACCAAUCUCCAAGUCCUCCACCUCCAGCGCCCAGAGACAUCUGUGAAUCUUUUCUCCUACCUAACGCUGCUGGAGCAAAUGAGGCUACUACAAGUCAAGAUCAUAGAAAAUUAAGUCCAAAAACACCAAGGUCCCCAAAAUCACCCAAAUCAUCUCCCAAACGAAGCAAAUCCCACUCUUCAAACAUAGUAGCCGCCAAAUCAGAUUCAGGUCUAUCAUCAAUGAGUGGAUGGUCUAGCCUAGAAAAAUCCCCCGGUUCUCCCAAAAAUGGACCCAAACCUGCCUUAAAUUAUUAUGGACAUACGCCAUUCAGCAAUCAACCAACAAUAGCUCCAAUACCUGUUCAACCCGAAACUCAAAAUAAUUCAAGGCCUUUCACGGAAUCAAGUGUUGAUUCGAAGUUACCAGAGUCUCACCCAGCUGGUACUUCAGCUAUAUUACCUGGAGGGCACCACUUGUCUGCAUUUACCACAGUGAAAUCUCCGUGCAGCCUAGAAAAUUCUGAAGGAUAUGGCACUUUUGUCCCUGCCCCAGCUCCGGCGUCCGACAUUAAUGUUAGUCCCCGAAGAAAACCCAAAACCGAACCUAAACCAAAAGCAUCCGAAUUUAUGUACAGAAACGAUCAGCCAGCAAUUUAUUCAGUUGCCGGAAGCAACAGAGAUUCGUACACGUCGGUCUACACAAGCAACAGUGCUGAUUACAUAAACCAAACAAUUAACUAUCCUGACUUAGUUGAGCCUUAUGAAAACAACGAAUAUCAUGCAAGUCAAAGACAAAUGUCCUACAAUCCAAUGACAACGAUGGAUCCUACGCAUGUUCGUAGGAAAUCACUCACCAGAUCGUAUUCUACGAGCAAAGGUCCAGAUAGUAUAGCAAACCAUGAGGGCUACAAAACCGCAAUGUACCGCACAAUGUUUCCAUCAGGAAACAUAACAGACGCACUGUCGUACUAUCCAACCUCAUCUCGAUACGACUCCGCCGUUGCAAAUCUACCUCAGGCAGACUAUAACGAUCCGUCAGCUUGGCUUAACUGUCCAGAAGCCCAGUAUCAGGAAAGCGCAAGCACAUCUAGUUCUAUGAAGUCAAUGGACACGUCAGAUAUGUCUUACACGCAAAGCCCGUAUAUGGACAGACGUAUGCAACAGCAAAACGAUUCGAGACUAGCUCAGCAACCUAUUUAUGAAAAUCAACAACAAAUAGAUCAGCAAAGAGCUUGGAACCAGAGACAGGAAAUUCCGUUUUUAGAAUUAGAUAUACGGAACAGGAACGUGCCGGAUUAUGUUGUACAGCAACAACAACAACACUAUGACCAAAGUGGAAUUAUUAUGACGCAAUCAGGGUAUAUUACUAUUUCAUCUGAUACAAGACAGGAGGCACCUCGUGAGGAGAAAACCAAAAAGCCACUGAAGAAGGGUAAUACUCUGAAAUCUGCGAUGAGUUCAGUAAGUCAUUGGUUGCCAGACUUGCAUUUAAAAAGAAAUAGAUCAUAUUCACUACCAGGGGGUAUAAGGCGUGAAGACAUGGAGAAAUCCAGAAAUGCUCAUGUAAAGAGUAACGUAGCUUCUAAAAAGAAAAAGAAAAACGCCAUUGUUUCAACCAUGACAGGUAUUCUGCAAAAAGCAAAACGAAAAACAAGCUCCCAAUCCUACAGUCAUUCUCUAUCUGACCCGGAACAAUCGGACAACGAAUGGAACUUGCAAAGGACCAACUCUGUAGUUUCGGAAGAUGACAGAAGUGAAGACAGCUGUAGUGUUUUAUCUGAAAGUCAAUACGAAUCGGAUCUAUUUGUAAAAGUUAGUAACAAACCAAAAAUUAAAAAACAAAGUUUCUCUGAAGCUUCGACUAUACCAGUAGAUGACGAUCAACUUCAAGCUCAGUUUGAUCAGAUGAAAGUUUCACCGCAAUUAAGUGAUAGAACUUCUAAAAACACUGAUCCAGAGAGUUGUCCAGGUGAAGAAGACUAUUCUGGUAAAAGUACGGGUAGCGGAACGAGCAAUAUGUUCCCUACAGUAGGAGAAAACAAAAGAAGCUCUGGAUCUUCUGAAAAAAGUGAUGAAACUGUAGUAUCAGAAAGUAAAAUGAUUGUUGUUGUUGGAGGUUCAUCAAUGGAAUUCGCAGUAUCCAGAGCUUUGGGAAAAUACAGACAAAGGCAAACUAAUUCUGUAUCUGAUGAUCAAAUAUGUAAUGGAGAACAGGGUGUUGUGAUUGAAGAAAUCGACGACAAUGAAGACAAAUUAGAAACAGCUGAAAAGAAUAUUAAGCUAAUAGAACAAGCAUCAACAGAAAGUCAAAACAGUGAUAAAAGUAAAAACUUAUUUAACGAGGAACAACCAGUUUCCGAGGGAAGUCCUGCUUCCAGCAUGAAACUUCAUAUGAACCGAUUUUUACCAAGACAUCAACAAAGCUUGGAAAUACCUGGCCAUAAAGAAAUUGAUGACGACUCCAGAAGUACUCAUUCUUGGAGAAGUACUUCAAGGGUAUCUUCUAGAAGACAAAGUACUGAAGACAGCAUUGACAGUGAAGAUGAAUGGUAUUGCUAUGAGCUUCGGAAAUUGGAAGAAAUGGAACGACAGACGCAAUUGGAACAAGAAAUGGGCGAAACACUACAAGAACUACCCGAACCUGAAGAAGACGAAGAAGAACCAUAUGAACCAAAUGAAGAAGUUAAGGAAAAAAUGGGCUUUGUUCUGCGAGAAUUAAGAAUGAAAGCCAAAGUAGUCGAUGGUGUUUUAGACCAACAAGAAAAUAAUUUACAUACAAUACAGUCGGCAAAAAGACGUGAAAGUGCUAGAAAUUCUUUCCAAUUAGAUAGUGCAGCAUCUCUAUUCGAAAAAAUUAAAAACUAUCACGGGCCUAUUAAUGGUUCUUCUAUGCCAAUAGAGCAUAAACCACAACCUAUGCUUAAAAUAGAAGAACCUGAACCUGAACCUGAAUUGGAACCAGAAACUGCAGAGGAGGUGGAGGAAGAUCGUCGCUCCCAUUCAUCAGGCGACACUUCCGGACCAGACAGUCCUCAAGUUAGCGGCGAUGAAUACGACGAAGCUGAAAUGGCGAUAAAUGAUGAAUUUGCUAGAUGCCACAUUACGAAAGAAAUGCAAGAAAUGGACGAAAAUAAAGAAAAACCUGAAACACCCAAAGAAGAAGCAACAAUGUCUGCAAUUCCAAAAAUUCAAGUUGAAAGUACCGGAACACCAAAGGAGGAACCACCAAAGGAACAAGGAGGUCCUUUGGGCAGCAAAUGGAAACUUUUAAAAACCCUUAAAGAACGAAAGGCUGAAGAGAAAAGCAUUCAAGGAAAAACAACAGAACCAACGACGGAAAAAGAGAAAAAUGGAUCUGGAAUCGGCGCGGACUCCGUUGGAAGAGCCAAUGGACAUCCUGGAGAUAAUCCCUUCUACAGUAAUAUCGACAGUAUGCCAGACAUUCGUCCUAGACGGAAGUCAAUACCACUUGUAUCCGACUUGACUAUGGCUGCCACCAAAAGAAACGCCGGAUUGACAUCUGCGGUUCCCAGAGCAACCCUCAACGACGAAGAACUGAAAAUGCACGUGUACAAGAAGACGCUGCAGGCUCUGAUCUACCCGAUCAGCAGCACGACGCCGCACAACUUCAUCCCUUGGACGGCCACCUCGCCGACGUACUGCUACGAGUGCGAGGGGCUCCUCUGGGGCAUCGCCAGGCAAGGGGUGCGGUGCACCGAGUGCGGCGUCAAGUGCCACGAGAAGUGCAAGGACCUCCUCAACGCGGACUGCCUGCAAAGGGCGGCCGAGAAAAGUUCUAAGCACGGAGCGGAGGACAAAGCAAACAACAUCAUCACCGCGAUGAAGGACCGCAUGAAGCAGCGCGAACGUGAGAAGCCAGAGAUCUUCGAACUGAUCAGGGAUGUGUUCGGAGUGGAGGAUAAGAGCCAUUCUGGUCACAUGAAGGCGGUGAAACAGUCGGUGCUGGACGGCACCUCCAAAUGGUCCGCCAAGAUUGCCAUCACAGUGAAAUCGGCACAGGGCCUCAUCGCCAAGGACAAGAGCGGCACAUCUGAUCCCUACGCAACCGUCCAAGUGGGCAAGGUGAAAAAACGCACAAGGACCAUGCCUCAAGAGCUAAAUCCAAUUUGGGAUGAGAAAUUUUACUUCGAGUGCCACAAUUCCUCGGACAGGAUAAAGGUGAGGGUCUGGGACGAGGAUAAUGAUCUGAAGAGCAAACUAAGGCAGAAACUAACGAGGGAAUCGGACGACUUCUUGGGGCAAACAAUCAUUGAGGUACGCACAUUGUCGGGCGAGAUGGAUGUCUGGUACAACUUGGAAAAACGUACCGACAAAUCAGCGGUUUCCGGCGCAAUCCGACUUCACAUCUCAGUGGAGAUCAAGGGUGAGGAGAAGGUGGCACCAUACCACGUCCAGUAUACAUGUCUACAUGAGAAUCUCUUCCAUUAUCUUUGCGAGCAAAACAACGGCAUCGUGACGCUCCCACAGGCGAAAGGUGACGACGCCUGGAAGGUCUACUUCGAUGAGGCGCCCGAGGAGAUCGUAGACGAGUUCGCAAUGCGAUACGGCAUUGAGUCCAUAUAUCAAGCCAUGACGCAUUUUCACUGCCUUUCAACAAAGUACCUGUGUCCUGGUGUCCCUGCAGUCAUGAGCAUGCUUUUAGCCAAUAUCAACGCAUAUUACGCGCACACAACUGCAUCAUCAGCAGUUUCGGCCAGCGAUAGAUUUGCUGCUUCUAACUUUGGGAAAGAAAAGUUCGUCAAGUUGUUGGAUCAGCUGCACAAUUCCUUGAGAAUAGACCUGUCUAUGUACAGGAACAACUUCCCAGCAUCCAGUUCCGACAAGCUAAUGGAUUUGAAAUCCACUGUCGACCUUCUUACCAGCAUCACCUUCUUCAGGAUGAAAGUACAGGAACUGUCCAGUCCUCCAAGAGCGAGUACUGUAGUAAAAGACUGCGUGAAGGCCUGCCUCAGAUCGACAUAUCAAUUUUUAUUCGAGAAUACCUACGAACUAUACAACAGGGAAUUCCAGAGCGAUCCCAACGAACCCAAGCGGGAUCCAGAGGAUCACGGGCCCAGAUUAGACAGCGUGGAUUUCUGGCACAAAUUAAUUGCUCUAAUAGUGUCCGUUAUAGAGGAGGAUAAAAAUAGUUACGGACCAGUACUGAAUCAAUUCCCACAAGAACUGAAUAUUGGCCAGUUGUCUGCUGCAACAAUGUGGAGUCAGUUCGCCGUCGACAUGAAGUAUGCGCUGGAGGAACACGAGCAGCAUCGACUGUGCAAAUCGUCGGCGUACAUGAAUCUCCACUUCAAAGUCAAGUGGCUGUACUCGAAUUAUGUGAAAGACGUGCCUCCGUACAAGGGCGCAGUGCCCGAGUAUCCCGCGUGGUUCGAGCCGUUCGUUAUGCAAUGGCUAAACGAGAACGACGAUGUAUCCUUAGAAUAUCUACACGGUGCCUUUAAGAGAGACAAAAAAGAUGGAUUCCAAAAGAGCAGUGAACAUGCCCUAUUCUCGAACUCCGUCGUCGAUGUGUUCACCCAGUUAACCCAAUGUUUCGACGUGGUGUCCAAACUGGAAUGCCCAGACCCGGAAAUUUGGAAGCGCUACAUGAAACGUUUCGCCAAAACAAUUCUAAAAGUACUGAUAGCUUAUGCCGAUAUAGUCAAAUCGGAAUUCCCUGAACACCUCAAAGAAGAAAGAAUUGCAUGCAUAUUAAUGAAUAAUAUUCAGCAAUUAAGAGUGCAGCUGGAGAAAAUGUUUGAAUCGAUGGGUGGCGAGAAAUUAGAAGAGGAUGCAGCUAAUAUCUUAAAAGAACUUCAACAAACUUUGAACGGUUGUCUUGACGAACUGGCAACUCAAUUUGCGUCAAGUUUGGAGCCGAGGAUUACAGCCAGUGUUAAGGAACUGGGAGAUUUACUGUUGGCUAUUAAAGGUGGUGGUCAGCCAGGCCAACUUAAUCAACAGGCCCAAAGGAACGCAGUAGCUGUAGAAGCAGAUGAAGUACUUAGACCUCUCAUGGACCUUUUGGAUGGGUCUUUGUCCCUUUAUGCUCAAUCUUGUGAGAAAACCGUUCUUAAAAGGUUGUUGAAAGAGUUGUGGAAGAUUGUUAUGAGGAUUUUGGAGAAAACAGUUGUUUUGCCUCCAAUGACUGAUAAAACUAUGAUGUUCAAGAGUUUGACGGACAAUGCAAAGAAUCUGGCAGCCAAUACCAAAAUUGAGGACAUGUCCAGGUUGUUUAAGAAUCACAUGAGUGGCAAACAGGAUGUAAAAAACGCACUCAGUGGAGUCAUGGACAUAUCCAAAGAGAUGGAGAAGAAUUUGUCUCCUAAACAGUGCGCCGUUUUGGAUGUCGCCCUUGACACCAUUAAACAAUACUUCCAUGCCGGCGGCAAUGGUCUUAAGAAGGCCUUCCUCGACAAAAGUCCCGAAUUACAGAGUCUGCGCUAUGCCUUAUCAUUAUACACACAAACCACGGAUACUUUAAUUAAGACUUUUGUCACCACGCAGGUUAAUGAAGUGCCGCUAAACAAUAAAGAGACAAUGCUUCAACGGCAAAUAUCAAUUGAUCGAGAUGAGACUGAAACCGGACUAGAAGCUCUGGAAGAACCAUUGAAAGCUAAAAAACGAAGGGAAAGUCGGCCAGAUAUGGUAGAUGGACAAGAAGGUAGUGUGGGUGAAGUAUCCAUUCAAGUUGAUCUUUUCACACAUCCAGGAACUGGUGAACACAAAGUAACAGUGAAAGUUGUGGCUGCGAAUGACUUGAAAUGGAAUGUGGUGUCGGGAAUGUUUAGGCCGUUCGUCGAAGUCAACCUCAUUGGACCGCAUUUGUCGGACAAGAAGCGAAAAAAUGCCACCAAAUCAAAAUCGAAUCAUUGGUCCCCCAAAUACAAUGAUACCUUUAAUUUCAUUAUUGGAAACGAGGAGCAAUUAGACUAUUACGAAUUGCAUAUUUGUGUAAAAGACUACUGCUUUGCCAGAGAAGAUCGUCUGGUCGGUGUAGCAGUAAUGCAACUAAAGGAUAUCGUGGACAAAGGAUCUUGUGCAUGUUGGUUAUCAUUGGGUAAACGCAUCCACAUGGACGAGACUGGCUGGACCAUUCUUCGCAUCUUAUCGCAACGCACAAACGACGAAGUGGCUAAAGAGUUUGUUAAGUUAAAAUCGGACAUUAGGCAAGAAAAUCCCCUUCCAAACCAAUGAGAUGUUUCUCCCACAUAAUAACAGACUUAUAUUAAGUGACACUUAAAAUAAACAGCUGUGUUCAUAUUUCAUUACAAGCAGUGUAAAAUAAUUGUUGAAUGGACCGUCCUUACUGACUGAUGACGUAAAAAAUUACAUGCAUCAUAACAUUUAAUAAUAUAUAAUGUGCCUCCUCACCCGAACGUUUAAAACAAAUUUAUUAAAAUGACAUUCACUACAUACACCAGUCUAGUCACACAACUUUUAAAAAAAUGUAAAAUACGCAAUAAUGUGUCAUAUUUACAUUCCUCUCAUAUAUUUGUACUUAAAAUGUGAUUCAACUAGCGUAAGAAAAUUAAGUAAUAAAUAUCAUAGAUAUUUUUUUAUGCAUGAGGGAUUUUAGAUUGCGAUUCAUGUCAAACAUGUUUUCGUUAAUUUAACCAAUCUCUUUCUCUUUAUGCACAAUAAUAAAAUUUGUGUUAUAUUUAAAAAAUAUAUGAACUCUUUAUACAGUGCUGGUGUACUAAAAUAUCUAAAAUUGAGCCUUAUAUAUUUUAUUCAUGCAUUUCACUAAACUUUCGCUUUAUAUAAGUGUGGACUCUUCGCAUUGCAUUCUUCACUGUGAUAUUCAAGUACAGUGUGUAUUUGUGUCGUCUGUGUUGUAACUAUAUGUCUCAAGAAUCUGAUAUACAUAAUACGGCGUCGUUUUCUAGCAUUCUAUAUCAUCAUACUUGAUAAGGCAUUUUUUCAAACACCUUCUAAACUUUCCUGAACUUUAUUUGUAAUAUUAUGGUUGAUAAUACUUCUUUUCUAAAUUGUUGACUAAACUGAUUGUAUUAAAUUGAGUUAUCAGACAAAACUAUUUUAAUGAGUGUGACGAAUUAAGAUAAUUUACGUAGAUUAAAUGUUCGAAAAAAUGCCAGCAAUUAAAAUAAUAAUAAAACUACCACUGAUAAUACAUAUUUAAUAAAUCAUCCAAUAUAAACGUCCUCUUAAUUAUCACUUGAUAAAAUUAGUGUUUCAUAAAAGUGGGACUUGUAGUAAUUGUAGCUUGACUAAAUUAUUAACACUUACUUUCAAACAUAAACCUUUUAUCAGUGGAGUUAUCUAAUCACCAUCACCAUCAUGAAUAAAUUGACAAUAUUAAAUAGCGUAAUGAAAUCAUAGCAAGUGAUUUUUGUAUUAUUAUUUUAAUACAGCUAAACAGUUUCAUUUAAUGUGCAUUCUCUGUUUAGAUGUAAGUCGUAGUUGAUUGGAAAGUCGAGAACUGAUUAGGUAAAUAAAUUAACACUAAAAAAUUCUAUUCAUCUCUAUCAAUCAUGAUCUUCCAUAUACGUUACGUAUCUAAGGUAUGCGUUCAAUCGAUUGAAAAUUGCUCUUUUAGUGGAGUACCUGGUUUAAAUCUUUGAUUGAAAGGAUUUAUACUAUUGAUAAAUACGAUUAAAUAUAAUAAAUGUAUAACUUUAUAAAGGUGGCGCAAUCUCAAGCACAAAUGUUGAAUUUUUAUCUAUUCGUUAUUCACGUUUUUUAUUAAUUUUAGUUAGUAAUACCAUAAAAAGCAUGUUGACUUUUGUAAUAAUGAAAUCGACGUACUUUUGACAGUGCCUUUAGAUUUCGAGAAAGUCUAUAUUGUAAUAUCGUGUUAUUCUCAAUUCACGGCAAUAAACUAAACACUGUUUAAAUGUUAAGUAUAUAUUCAUAACUGUUGAUAAUAUCAACAAAAGCGUAUAUACCACCAUCAAAGAAUUAAACAAGUAGAUCCCCUAAAUGAUGCAAUUCGUAGUAUAUCAACAAGAAUAAAAAGUUUUGUACUUGCAUUGACCUCACAUGAGUGUUAUAUUGCACACUAUAAACAAUUUUUUAAUUACAGUCGAUCCAUAUUUAUGCAAAAAGCGACUAUUAAAUUCAAUACGUUAUGAAUAUAUCACAAACCCAAUAAAUGGAUUCUAACUAAAUCUGUUUUUAUAAUUAACGCUUUCUUCGUUUUAUCUAAUCUAUUCCCUUAGAGUAAUUCACGUUAUUAUGUUUUUAAUGCACAGAAAAUGCCAAAAAGUUCCUUUAAUCGGUUAAAAACAUAAUAAAUGAUUAGGUUAAUAUUUCAUCAUCAUAUCCAUUUCGGUGCUCUCAGUCCAUAUACAUGUUAGACUGAAAAACAAUAACAUUCUUGACAUUGCUACAAUUUAAUAUACAUACAUGUUUAACCACAAAAUUAUAUACUCAAGCCAAAAUUUGCGCCAUUUUCAACAUAUAUUCCAAAAUUAAAUUAUCAGUAAAUAAUGGAAUUAUCUCUAAGAAUAUACAUUUUGGCUUAUGUGUUAAAUUUGUGGCCAUUGUCUACUAUUUUUCUUAUUUAUUGCUAUAUAUCUUGAGAGGGCUUUUGACUAGGAGAAAAGUAAACGUUAUGAAACAUUUCUACAUGCAUAAAAAUGUUUUCUAAAAUCUCUAUUUUUUUGACCUUUUUGAGAUUCUAAAUUUAUGGUACUUUUAUUAUACGUUAAUUGUUUCAUGAAUUUUGAGAUAUUUAUAUUUUCUCUUGUAAUUAUAAUUUGUACAAAUGUAUAUUUGCUGUAUAUUGUGGCAAAAGUACCAAAUUUUAGAACAACUGUCGAAAAGUAUUUGAGAUUUGGAAUGAAUUGUUGAAAGUAUUUCACGAAGAAUUGACCGUUUUAUCAUUUUGCAAUGACAAUUUGUGAACUAUUCGCAUAAAAUUGUAAAAAUACAUAAGACUUUUUGAAUUACAUGUUAUGUAUAUGAACUUAUUUUAUGAAGAUUUGCUGGUUAAGUCUGUUGUUUAAAAUCGUACAAAUUGUUAAGAUAAAAAAUUACCUGUACAUGAAUAGUUACAUAUUAACAGAUUUUCUAGAUUAUAUUCUAUUCAUAACUUAAUGUAAAUGUAUUUAGAAACAUGUCUUUUUUAAUUUUAUAUAAUUAUUUUCACGAAAAUGACCAAGCAUGUAACGAUAUGUAUAACCACAAAUUUAAGUAUAUGUAAAAAUUAUGUUAAUACGUAAUUGUAAAAUAAAAAAAAUUAAAAACUGUCCUCCUAAUCUAAGGACUUUUUAUUAUAUAAUGUAUUCUUGUUAAACCAUUCAAACUUAUUUUUAGAUUGGAAGGUUACUGUUGUAAAUACAUAUUGCUGUAAAAACAUUUUCAAAUUAUUAUAAUAACAUGGACCAUAGAUACUUAAUUUACUUAUAUAUCCUUAGCCUAUGAAAAUGUACACAUAUGUAUAUAUGCAUUUACAUACAUCAUUUUUAUAGGCUAUUAUGUGUUUGUUACUGGGCAUCAGCUCUUUGUAACAUUAUUUUAUUUGUCAAAAAUAUACGCAUUGAAAGCCUCA